CACAGCAACCAAGUUGUUUAUUGAUGGCCGCUACCCACAGGAAAAUAUUUAGAAGCAGGAUUAUGUGUCUCUGAUCUACGAUGGGAUACAUUAGAAUGUCCAGGGUGAAACACUGAUAUACGGGUUAAUUGAAAGGGAAAUACUUUGAUAUUAUAGACUCAGGAUUUAUAAACCAAACCUAUUAUUUAUCAUUUUGCACAGCGUCGCACCUUUUGAAACAGCAUGGACGCAAAACUCAUCUUCGUGACGAUGUCAUUGAUGGUCGCACUUUGCCUUGGUGAUUUGGCCAGCGACAUCAGCACAAAUACUGUUGAGCUUCAAUUUUACAGACUUCAGGUUGCUGAUUGGGAUACACAUGGCAUGCAGACAAAGGUGGCAGCCAUUCUUGCGAGUGGGGCCAACACUUACUGUAGUGCCAACCCUAAUACUUGUGGCCUUGUCACAUGUUGUACUGGCACAGCUUUCAAAGAAAUCAACAUUGGAAAAGAUGCGAACUCUGCUGUAAAUGAUGGGAAAAACAUGUUGUUUAGUUUCUACAUCACCAUCCCAGACGGAGCAUCACUGAUGGCCAAUGAAACUUACGUCCUUACAUCAGCUAUCAUCAUCAACAUCGUGGAGAAUGUGAGGAUAGAUGUCUACAACUCCAUUGGUUACUACAUCACAUGGGCUGAUACGACAUACUUUGGCGUUCCACCAGCGACCACUGAAAACAUUAUCAUCACCGUUAUUGCCUUUAUCGUUCUCAUAAUCGUCAUUGUCGUCGCUCUCUUCCUUCAUUACUGGAACAAGAGGCGGGAACACAAUGACAAGUUGAUGAAGAAGAUUGAGGAAAAAAAGAACAAAAAGAACAAAAAGAAGGGUGAGGAGGGAGGCAAAGCUGCAGAGGGAUCUAGUGAUGGGUACAAAAUGGAGACAGAGACUGGCCCCAUCCCCGUACCGGACAGAUUCAAGUUACGUGCUCGAGAGCACAGUCACAAGAUGAGCGGACGGAAAUCCAAUGUGUAUGGUGGUGAGAAGGAUGCUGGUGCCAGUAAACUUCCUCCAUCAAAGGCCAAAGGGGCAGUCAGUGACACAGACUCCGCAAUCAAGAUGGAUGACCCAAAGUCUAAUGGUGACGUAGACGACUCUAGGCGUCAAGCAGAAAAAAGCCACUCGCUGCCUCCUCUGAGGACUUCGGAGCCAAGGAAUGCAGAGGAUGGAGAGGACAAGAAGAAGAGGAAGAAGGCAAAGAGGAAGCACAGAAAAUCAAAGAGGACAGCCAAUGAGAAUGCUGGAUACCAGGCACAGUCUGAUGACGAGGUUACAGAUCUAUAGACAUAGGGUGUGGUAGACUCGGACAGGAGUAUCAAUAUUAUGUUUAGAACCAGUUGUCAAAAAUCUGAAAUUAGAUUAAUGACAAUUUAUUAAUGAAAUGUUUCCUCUGGGAUAUUUUCAAAAACAUGAAAUUUCAAAAUAAAAUUUCAUCAAUAAGUAUUCAAACUGAUUAUCUAAAAACAGGAAAAAAAGGAAAAACAAAUGUUAGUUUUCAGAAAUCUCAUAAAAUUCUAUUAUCAAUUAUCUGAUAUUUAAAACUAAAAAUGUAUGUAUAUAUCAUUAUGAUGGAUUAAAAUGGUUUGUCUGCAUAUAAAAAAUACAAAAUGUUUGUACAUAUAAAUCUGCAGAGUAUACUUAACCUGCUGUAGAUUUGUAAAAGUUUGAAGUCUUGUCAAUAAAUUACAAGCAGGCAGAAUCCUUAUAUUUGAUAUCUUCAUACAAGGGUGAAUUUAAUUUCUAUAACAUUUACUGUCUGUAUUUAUAACGUCAUAACAUUCAAGGUGUAGGUGAAACAGCCACAGAAUAGGUACAAUGUCUGACUGUUGUUCACAUAAAGGGUUGAAGUAAAAAAUAUAUCAAUAAGGGUAUGCAGAUUUAAAUGACACUGCUUUUUUGUGCAUUACCUCUGUGCUAUUUUCAGUUCAUAUAUUUUAUUUUUAAUCCAAGUACCAGGAAGCAACUAUUAUGUAUUAACAAGGGAAUUUCAUAUUAAAAUCACCUAAGGUAAACCUGGAUUUUUUUUAAAAAAGUGUGAGAACAACGUUUGAUAAAAUUAGCAUUGAAGUAUGACGCCAGGACCUGUGCUGACUCCGUUGAGUAUUUAUAGAUCUUAAAUGGGUACUUAAAACAGGCUACAGAACACUACUGUUGUUAUGCAUGUAGAUGGCCAUGGUUAGAUAAACAAACCAAUUGGAUGAGAUAUGUUACUAAUUAUACAGUUAAGUUUUUUGGUAAAUCAUUGAAGAGCAGGAAGUAAUAUUUUGCCAAAGCUAGCCAUUCAUUUCACAGUAAACCUGCUAUCAAGAGUAUUUUGAGAGGGACACAAGAAGUGUUGGCUUUAUUUAGAAACUUAAAUUGUAGAUAGUAUUUAUACUGCUAAAUAAUCUUCAUUAAUUAAAACAAAUGUUAUGUAAAUUAGAUAUUUCAUUUUUCAUUAAAAUAUUUUUUGCCUAAUGUCAUUGGAUCUUAUCGGGAUCCUGUCUGGUAUUACCAGUUAAUGUUUCCUUUUUGGCCUUAGUAUUCUUUGUUUAAGAUAUUAAGACAAAAUUUAAUUUUCUAUGUUUUAAAGGUUCAUACUGUACAAGAUUAGCCCACUUGGGGUUUACCCACUUGAAGGGUCUAGGCAGAUUUACACAUGUAUACAUCUAUUAUAACUGUGUUGCCCUUACACAGACCAUUACCUCUCAGCAUAUUACAUACAGUUCAUUGGUGGAUUAAGCCAUAGAAAAUUGCCAGUUUAAAUGCUUGUACAGUCUGUCUGUAGUUGUCAUAAGUGUUCUUUAUAAUUACAUUUUUUUGUCUUUAUUAAUUAUAAAUCUAUAUAUAAUGUACAUGUACAUCUAAAAACAUCAUGUAUAUAGGUUGUAUUCAUGAUACUGGUUUGUAGUUGUGACCUACCUUAUCCAGUUACUUUAAAACCUAAUACAUUUGUAUAAAGAUUUUUUUUUAUCUUUAAAUACACAAAUACAGUACAAUGUAAAUGUAAAUAUUUUUAUUUUUAAUCAUAUAUAAAGGAAAAUCAAAAUUUGAAAACUACACAAUUGUUCUUAUAGCACUAAACCAUAAACCCAUAUAUAGGUAUCAUAGUUUGGAAACAAAAAACAAAAUUUGAUGCUUUUAGUAGAACAGAUAUUUUCUGAAGGAAAAAAAAUCUUCAGCAAUAAGUCCAUGAAUGUUAACUCGUAGACACAUAAAAGAAAUGCAUGAUUUACAUGUUCUUUUCAAAUUAUCAACUAUUUGGUUGGUUAGUUUUAUUGGUUUUGAAUUUUUAACCCUAGUUAUAUUUAAACCAACUUUAUAUUUGUAUAUAUACAUAUGCUUACAGUUUUGUUUGACACAGACUCAAUGCAGCUUGUUCUGCAUGCUUCCUUCAACACCCAAAGAAGGAUCUUUGUGUUAUUAGUGGGGUCUGUGUCAAUAUUUGACGGCUGCUGGGGCCUCUGAUCAAGUGUAUCCCGUCCCUCUCAUAGAAGGAAUUCUAAAAAAAAGACCGUUAUAUAAACAAACAGUAAGAAAUUAAUGCAUAUCUUGUUGCCUACACUACUAUAUGAAAGGAAGGUCACCUUGAGCAAAUGUUUGCUGUUCACGUAUUUUGCAUGAAAUUUAACUCCUUUCAUCUGGCUGUAUAAUACACAUUAUUGUCUUUAUCAGGUCCUUUUUAAAGGGGACCAAGUUUACCGAUUUAAGGCAAGUUUGAAAUGUGUGUUUCUGAUGACAGGAUCAACUGUUACUGAUUAGAAGUUCUAUAUUAUACCCUUUAAUGGUUAUGUAUUUGUGCACAUGCUGGUAUUUCUGACUUGACGUUUUAUUUUACAUGGUUGAUAAGUUAGUGCUGGGUGUUGUUUUUUAAUCUGAAUAGUUUACAAAGCAGAUAUUUAACUGUGAUAAGCAUUAUUGUUUUUGAUAUUUAAGUAAUUUUUGUUGACAUAUUACAAAGUUAUAUAGGGUGAAUGAGCCAUCGUAUUUAGCAUUGUGUGUGACGAGGAUGUAUAAUUGGAUUUUAUACAGUGCUAAGUGUUUCAUUCCAGCUAUUUUGGUCGGAGUUACAUGAUGUACCUGUAACUUGACAUGUAUUAAAUGACUACAGAGAACUUAGCCCUGACAACAAUCUAUCCAAAAGGCUGAAAAAUCUCAGCAUCUGUAUCAAAGGACAAGAAACAAGCUACAUUAGUUGGUACUGUUCUGUUUAUUUACUUUUCCUUAUUUUAUCUUCUGAUAAAGAUUGUUCUGUAUACAGGGAAAGAUUUACCACAGAUAUUUACCCGAGUCCUCUUUGCACUCUGUAACAAAGAGGGCAAAGUUUUUAUGAUGCAAACACAAAUACACAGUAUAUAGAGUGCUCACUAUUUACGAGUAAAUGGCAAAACUAUUUCUGGUAGAAUAUGGAUUUUACUGAUAAAAGGCAAACAUUUGUCUGAGCAGAAGUUUUCCUGAUACACAGUUUUAACCUCCCGUAACCAAGACGAUCUAAUGUCACUUCAACAAAUACAUGUAUAGUUACUGGAGGUUGGUUGUAAUGGAACUGGUGAAUACUGUUUCAGCAUGGAUGUAAACAAGAAUGUCUUAAUUUGUGGUACUCGUAUUUUAAAUUUAUUCAAAGUGAAAUCGAUGUACACAAUUUUUUUUAAAUAUUAAACUUAAUUGACAGACCUCAUCUUUUCAAAAAAAAAAAAUUACCACAGGACUGUUAUUUAUUGACUAUUAAUAUUUUACGUCACCUUAUUCAAUUCAUUGUGUUUGAAUGUCUGUUAACUUUUUAUAGUUAUUUCUUACCUUAAGGUAUUAUGGUCCACAUAAUCCGUCCAAUAUCCUAUGUAUGUAUCACCGCUUCAGAGAUUUACUGUUUUCAUCACAAGCCUUUCAAUGUUUUAAGUAUGAAAUUAGCUUCAAGUAGAAACUCAAACCAACUGUGCUUACAAAUCUUUACACUCGUGUCUUUAAUUUUUAAAUCUCUAGAGAAAACUUCAUUUCUAAAUAUCUUUACAGUAGAAGCUUAAUACAACUUAAUUCUAAUAUGAUAUGGCAAUGCAUAUGAAUUAGACUUUAAAGCAAUUUUAUUUAAAAUAAAAAUAAAAGGCAAUAUAGACGAUAAUUUAAUGUUGUUUUACCAUAUUUGGGAUAUUAGAUUAAAAACAGGGUAUUCAUUUAAUAUUUUCUUUAAUGUCAAGCCAUUAAGAGUAAUAUUGAUAAUACACUACAUUGUUUGUGAUAUCUAAUUGUAUAGUUUUACUGGCAGAAUCACUAACAUUCACUGUUUGUAUGUGAUAGUCUCGUGCGUGUUGGUAUAUUUAUUAACAUUUUUUUCUCUCUUUUAUUCGUCCAUUAUUAACUUUGUCACUUUUAUAGAAACAAUAAAAAGUCAAAACUAU
This is a messenger RNA of Mizuhopecten yessoensis (Yesso scallop), 5402 nucleotides long. RefSeq lists its product as uncharacterized. The record is from RefSeq and is a predicted model, not a curated record. NCBI's taxonomy places the organism in Eukaryota, Metazoa, Mollusca, Bivalvia, Pectinida, Pectinidae. The transcript is spliced from 8 exons. Bases 223 to 1314 code for a protein of 363 amino acids.